CCCGUUCCGUUUCAACCGUUCGUCUAUAUAAACACACAGCUCCAUAUCUCUCUUCCCAUUUUUCCUCUCCUCCAUUCAUUUUCACUACCCCCCAUUGCCUCCUCUUUCAUCAACCCCAACUGAUCUCCAUUUCUCUCCAAUUUCGAUCGGCUCAUCUUAAUUUCUUCAUUCCUUUUUUUUCUUGCAUUUUGGGGUUAUUUCCUUUCAGAAAUCACAUCAGACGCAUGCAAUAAUCAAGAAAAAAACCAAGGGAGGAAUCGGUUUUUGCAUCAUGGGUCAGCAGUCGUUGAUCUACAGUUUUGUGGCGAGGGGGACGGUGAUUCUGGCUGAUUACACCGAAUUCACCGGCAAUUUCACCUCCGUUGCUGCUCAAUGCUUGCAGAAGCUGCCUGCUUCCAACAACAAAUUCACGUACAAUUGUGAUGGCCACACCUUCAAUUACCUUGUGGAAAAUGGAUUCACCUAUUGCGUCGUUGCUAUUGAAUCUGCCGGUAGACAAAUACCGAUGGCGUUUUUGGAGCGUGUCAAGGAUGAUUUUAACAAGAAAUACAGCGGAGGGAAAGCUUCAGCUGCAAAAUCCAAUGGCCUGAAGAAGGAGUUUGGACCGAAAUUGAAAGAGCAUAUGAAGUAUUGCACUGAGCAUCCGGAAGAAAUUAGCCAACUUGCUAAAGUGAAGGCUCAGGUGUCUGAAGUAAAAGGUGUGAUGUUGGAAAAUAUUGAGAAGGUUCUUGACCGUGGAGAGAAGAUUGAACUACUCGUUGAUAAAACUGAAAAUCUCCGAUCACAGGCACAAGAUUUUAGGACUCAAGGGACAAAGUUGAAGAGAAAGAUGUGGUAUGAGAAUAUGAAGAUUAAACUCGUAGUAUUUGCUAUUUUUUUCGUUUUGAUUCUCAUAAUCGUUUUGUCCAUCUGCCCUCGCUUCAAGUGUUGACAUUGUAGAGUUGAGUUUUUUAGAGUCGUAGCCGUCCGGCUACACGAUUUCGACGUUCUGCUCCACCCAAAAUAUUUUUUAUCAGAGCUUGCUUUCUCUAGUAUAGUAAUCUAAGAGGGUGUUUGAGGGAGCUUAUGAUCUCUUUUAAAUGUUUUAUAAGAUGUUUGAGAGUUUGUACAA
Messenger RNA from Sesamum indicum (sesame), 1111 nucleotides. Its product is annotated as putative vesicle-associated membrane protein 726. Gene Ontology annotation, biological process: vesicle-mediated transport. The record is from RefSeq and is a predicted model, not a curated record. Gene Ontology annotation, cellular component: membrane. NCBI's taxonomy places the organism in Eukaryota, Viridiplantae, Streptophyta, Magnoliopsida, Lamiales, Pedaliaceae.